AUGAAAAAUAAAGGAACUCGUGAAGUGUUAAGAGUUUUACAAAAGUUUGUAGCAGAACAUAGCCCAAGUACUUUAACAUCAGACCAAGACAGUGCAUACCUCAGCAAUGAAAUCACAGAUUUUCUCAUUAAGCAUAACAUAACUCACUACACUACUGAAGACCAUAACCAUAACAUACUCGGCAUCAUAAACCGCUUCAUAAGAACGCUCAGAGAUUUAAAUCAAGAGCGAGACUUUACCGAAGAAACAAUGAAACAUUUUCUCGAAGUAUAUAAUUCCUCAACACAUUCUACAACAGGACAUACACCAAAUUCAAUGACACAACAACAAGAAGAAAAGUAUAUACAAAAGAAACGAAGCCAAACACAAAAUAUCAGAAAUUCAACACAAUUUACCCUCAUUCCUGGAACAAAAGUUCGUGUAGUUCUUGACGACAAACCGUUGACAAAGAAACGUUUAAGGUUAAGUAGAAACUAUUAUAUCGUAGACUCUACGCAAGGUAAUGGAUAUCUUAUAAAAGCUGCUGACGACUCCAUAGCAUUUUACCCUCGACAUAAAUUAGUCGAAAGUAGUAAUGGCAAACUUGCUGAAACCAUUGACGAAGCAAAGCGAGGAGUGGUUAUUGAAAUACUUGGCUAUAACAUAAACGAUGACACUUAUAAAGUAAGAUAUGAAGGAGGCGUUGAAGAUGUUAUACCAUCUAAGAACUUGAGAGAGUCGAAGCCAACACAUCUGGGACCAUUAGAGCGGGAGUACUGGAAAGACAAAAAUAUGCCAGAAAGAAUAAGAAAAUUCUUCUAA
This is a messenger RNA of Trichomonas vaginalis G3, 801 nucleotides long. Its product is annotated as integrase core domain containing protein family. Gene Ontology annotation, molecular function: nucleic acid binding. The transcript has a single exon. The record is from RefSeq and is a predicted model, not a curated record. The coding region runs from base 1 to 801 and encodes 266 amino acids. Gene Ontology annotation, biological process: DNA integration. NCBI's taxonomy places the organism in Eukaryota, Parabasalia, Trichomonadida, Trichomonadidae.